AUGCUGCGUGACCUGUGUCAGAUUUUGGGCAUCUGUGUCAUCACCAUCGCCUUCAACAGCACAUCAGUGUCUAACAUUGAUGCUUCGCUGGCGUAUAACUGCGAUUUAUUUGAAAGUUUCAUCAUGAUAAAAAGAGCAAAUGGAAUGCGCUAUCAAGAUGGAUGGGUAGGAGCGGAAAAUCUGAUGAUGCGCUAUUUCGAUGGAGACAAUUCUGAGAAUAGAAAACUCCCUUUUGGCUGUCCGAUUGUUACCAAAAUCGAUCCUAGUGAGGGGCCAGCCUGCGAGUCUCAACUCACGUUCGCUGCCGCGUUACCGAACAAAUGGACGCAAGUCCCACAGCCAAGAACCGAUGAAUUGACACUUUCCCAAUGGCCGAAGCUCCAUGUCUACGCCAGACCCUUUCUAGGCCCAAACAAUCAGGAAACUUUUCGGCAGGAAUCUCUCAAUUUUGCUGAUUCUCUCAGAACCAUAGGACUGCGUUACCAAACGGAGCCCUACUUUUGGGUUAUUCCCGACCCACCAAACGAACCGGCUGGGAACCUUCAAGUUUGGUUCUUAGUAGAAGAGCCAUAACUGCACCGAAAUGAGUGCCUUGACAUCAUACGAUGGUCUGAAUUCCAUCUUCGAAAAUCUACUGGGCUGUGUUCCUAAUUCCUUCGAACAUUGAUUCAAAACUUUCCAAAUGUUAUGCUUUCGUAUUCUCGUCACAUUUUUCAUUACUGCACCAUUCCUGUUAAUCGUCAAUGCCUGCUUACUCGCUUUGUUUUAGUACCCAUAAACAUUCCUCACAUCUAUAUUGCUGGACCAGGAAGGAAUCCGACCGAUAUCGAUCUGUUCGCGUGUGAUCAAUAGAGUCACUUUAUGUUUGCGAAUCUCACAGCUUUCAUGGCAGAUUUUGUCUCAGAAAACUUUUCUUCAACAAUAUGUGGAAAGGUGCCAAUUAAAUCGCACAACUGGUUUUUGACUUCCUGGUUUGAUUACAUGGUUUGUGCUCUAGUGUGAGCAUUUUACUCCGUGAUCCAAUCAGCACCAAUGACGCACUGUUUGGGUAAAAUAUACGGUAG
Messenger RNA from Opisthorchis viverrini, 1064 nucleotides. RefSeq lists its product as hypothetical. The coding region runs from base 1 to 573 and encodes 190 amino acids. The record is from RefSeq and is a predicted model, not a curated record. Lineage: Eukaryota; Metazoa; Platyhelminthes; Trematoda; Opisthorchiida; Opisthorchiidae. The transcript has 4 exons.